Olea europaea var. sylvestris is the source of this 2010-nucleotide messenger RNA. RefSeq names its product sulfite exporter TauE/SafE family protein 3-like. The coding region runs from base 233 to 1681 and encodes 482 amino acids. The record is from RefSeq and is a predicted model, not a curated record. Gene Ontology annotation, cellular component: Cul4A-RING E3 ubiquitin ligase complex; membrane. Gene Ontology annotation, biological process: protein ubiquitination. The transcript is spliced from 12 exons. Lineage: Eukaryota; Viridiplantae; Streptophyta; Magnoliopsida; Lamiales; Oleaceae.
GUCACAUCAUCCAAUUGCAUCGCUACUUUUUCAUUUUCAUUUUCAUUUUCCUCACAGUUUUUCAGAACAACCUUUCCCAAUCCAUCCACUUAGUUACUAUCAUUGCAUUGAACCAUUGAAGAACAUAAAAUUUCCCUGCAAAAUUUUCUGCCUAAAAGAGAAACCCGUUUGAAAUCAGAGACAAAAAGUGAAGAUUUUUUAUUUUACAAAAGUGGGAAUCUUGGAUUCUGUAAUGGCGAGGAAUCAAGAAAAAUGGAGGGCUUAUAGGCCAUUGUAUAUAGUUGUAUUUAACUUUUUGUUGGCUUCAGUAAUUGUUUCUGCUGAAAGGAGCUUAAAGCUGGAAGCUUUAUCAAAUAAUGCAAAUGGGAUUUCAAAUCCUGAUUCUGAACCAGAUGAGUCUACAAAUUUGAUGAAUUUCUUAUGGCAAGCCAAUAAAUCUGGUUACAAGCAUGUUUGGCCGGAUCUGAAGGUCAGUUGGCAAAUUAUCGUUGGUAGCAUAAUUGGAUUCUUUGGAGCUGCCUUUGGGAGUGUAGGUGGUGUUGGCGGUGGUGGUAUAUUUGUUCCUAUGCUUAGACUGAUUAUCGGAUUUGAUCCAAAAUCAUCAACUGCUAUCUCAAAAUGUAUGAUCAUGGGAGCAUCGUUUUCAACCGUUUACUACAAUCUUAAGCUCAGGCAUCCUACACUUGACAUGCCCAUAAUUGACUAUGAUUUGGCUGUUCUAAUCCAACCAAUGCUUAUGCUUGGCAUUAGUAUUGGAGUGACUUUCAAUGUGAUAUUUGCUGAUUGGAUGGUUACUGUUCUUCUAAUCAUUCUCUUUAUAGGUACAUCGACCAAGGCGUUUUCCAGAGGUAUUGAAACAUGGAAGAAAGAAACCAUCGUGAAAACGGAGGCUGUGAGGCUAUUGGAAAGAAAUGGCAAUGUUAUAAAUGAAGCUGAAUAUGAGCUUCUUCCUGGUUGCCCCUCCAUUGGCAUGAGAACAGAAGCCAAAUACUUGGUCGAACCAGAGGUCUUUCAUGAACAUGUUUGUUGGAAGGAAGUUGGGCUUCUCCUUUUUGUUUGGGUCGCAUUUCUUGCUCUUCAGAUCAUCAAGAUUUAUACAGCCACAUGUUCAGCAGGAUACUGGGUUGUGAACUUGCUCCAGAUCCCGGUCACUCUUGGCGUAUCUGGUCAUGAAGCGAUUGGCCUGUACAACGGAUCGAGAAAAAUUGCAUCCAAGGGAGAUGCCGGAACCAACUUUAAAGUGCACCAACUGGUCACCUAUUGCUUCUUUGGGGUACUGGCUGGUAUGGUCGGGGGCCUUCUCGGUCUAGGCGGUGGAUUUAUCAUGGGUCCACUAUUUUUGGAGUUAGGUGUACCUCCUCAGGUUUCGAGUGCCACGGCCACCUUCGCGAUGAUGUUUUCCUCGUCAAUGUCAGUGGUAGAGUAUUACAUUCUAAAACGAUUUCCGGUUCCUUAUGCUCUUUACUUUUUUACGGUUGCGACUGUUGCUGCAUUUGCUGGGCAACUCUUUGUAAGAAAGUUCAUCAUUAUGGUGGGAAGGGCUUCGAUAAUAAUCUUCAUUCUAGCUUCCACAAUAUUUGUUAGUGCCAUCUCUCUAGGUGGAGUUGGCAUUUCAAACAUGAUUGGAAAGAUAGAGCGGAAUGAGUACAUGGGAUUCGAGAACCUCUGCAAGUAUGCCUAGAACAUUGCUCUUCGUUGAUCAAAGGUGAUAAUUGAUAUGCCGAAGUCAUUCUCCUCGGGUUGCAAGAACCGUUCUCAAGAUUCAUCUAGUUCUUGGCUCGUCGUAGUAUAUGAGCUAGAAAAGAGUCAAAGACCUUUUAAGUCUAUGUUCCUUCUUAAUGAAAAUUGAUUGAAAAAUCAUAAGCAUCAUGAUCUGUGAUUUCCUGCAAGUGUGUGGGAUCGCGAACAAGUGAUAAGGUAGUAAGGUAUCGUUCCCGGGAUGAUUGUGUACUUAACUAAUGACCAAUUUGUUUCAACCUUAAUUGAAUGGUAAAUAUUUGUUGAAGAAUU